AUGUCAAACAUAGAACUACCGCCCAUUUCCUUCAUCAAUGAUAGUUUGCCUCAAAACAAGGUUGACACAAAGACAAACAUAUUGCCUCAUCCCGCUGUUCUAGGGAUCGAUCGUCGCAAACAAAGCUUGUCUGAAUCAGGCAGCCUUGCACCAAUAAUAGACAUCUUGGAUCGUAACAAUAGCCCUGCAUCCAGCAGCAAGGAUACGCAGAUACAAAUAUCAAAGGAGAGAAAGGUUCUGGAAUUUGGAAACGACGUGGAUGUGGACAAUUCAUCCAUAUUUCGUGAUAUUCAAGAACUUGGCUUUCCCAGAAAGCAUCUCGGUUUCGUAGUGUACAAUCAGCUGCCAACUGUCAAUAAUGUAACCCAUCAACUAUCAAUCCCAUACUAUCCGAAUGUUGCAGAGGACAAUAACAAGGUAUAUCCACUUUUACCACCCAAUUUGACUGACUAUAUCAACUGUACCAUAGAUGUGAGAAUACCUUAUUUUCAAACCGUAAACAAUCAAAACGUUAAAAUCAGACAGUUGUGGGGAACUGAUCUAUACACUGACGAUAGUGAUGUAGUUGCCAUGUGUUAUCAUGAUGGGAUUCUACUGGGCAAAGCUCCUUUCGAUACAAAGAUUAUUGAUCAACAUGUCGUAGAAAUGAAAGAAAGGUAUAAUUUAGAAUUACACGAUAAGAGCAGUGAAUAUAUCGUGAAGACACCUGGAAAUCAAAAAAAUCCCAAGUCGAUCAUCAAGAUAGCAGAUGGGGAUGCCACAGACCUUAUCGUGACUCUGUUAAUAUUGCCAACAUUAACGCAUUAUCAAGGUGCGUUUCAAAACAACUACAACUCCCGCACCUUCAAUAAUAGUCACAAUGGGGCGACCAUAUCCAUCUAUGAAGUGAAAUAUGUUCCAUUAAAUUCCAUUUACAAAGACCUACGGUCAAAGCUCCCAGAAGAACUAGAUGUUGCGCAAGUCGUUAAUGAAGUGGAUUUCUUCUCUCAGAGUGUCAAGGUUUGA
Molecule: messenger RNA, 1005 nt
Organism: Komagataella phaffii GS115
Lineage: Eukaryota; Fungi; Ascomycota; Pichiomycetes; Pichiales; Pichiaceae
Exons: 1
Coding region: 1-1005 (334 amino acids)
Source: RefSeq, a predicted model, not a curated record